AUGUCUCGACGCCAGACUCCAACAGCCUUUGUGGCACUGCUUCUAACUAGCCUAUCCCACACGGCACUAGCAAUGCCAGUAUCUCGCCUCUACAGGCGCGACAUGAGCACCGGUGCCAAAGCUGGUCUCGGUGUGGGCAUCGCUGUUGCAGCAGUCCUCGUCAUCCUCAUGAUUACUUUCUUCGCCAUCCACCUCCGCCGUUCUCGUCACUUGGCACGAAUCAAUCAAGAGCGAGCUAUCCUCGCAGGAGAAAAGAACGCGGACGGUUCGGACAAGGUCGACAAGUUCGCUCCAGAGGCACCGAAAGCAGGCGGCAUACCCAAACGAAACAAGUCGGUCAAGGACCGCCUCAUGGGGCCCAUGUACCGAGGCAGCACCAUCGAUCUUAUGCCUGUCCCAAGAGCACACACGAACGGCGCGAACCGACAGAGCACCAUGACUCUGGGUGACGGAGACUCAUUCAUCAACAAGCCAUGGGCCAAGGGUGACAGCUCACCCCGACCGAGUUUCAGUAGCAAGCGAGCGACCAGAAUGAUGAUGAUGAUGUGA
Messenger RNA from Exophiala spinifera, 549 nucleotides. RefSeq lists its product as uncharacterized. The record is from RefSeq and is a predicted model, not a curated record. The transcript has a single exon. The coding region runs from base 1 to 549 and encodes 182 amino acids. NCBI's taxonomy places the organism in Eukaryota, Fungi, Ascomycota, Eurotiomycetes, Chaetothyriales, Herpotrichiellaceae.